AAAGAAAAGAGAGAGAGAGGGUUCGGAAGCGCCGGGAGGGGAGGCGAGAAGGAGAGACUUGGAAACUCCGGCUGCAAAUAAUAAAGAGAUUGAAAGCAAUACGUUAAUAUAUCGUAACACUAAAAAAGAGCAGGAGCGAGAGAUGAGAAAGGGGAUCCAGCCCGCCCUGGAGCAGUACCUGGUGACCGCCGGGGGUGGGGAGGGGGCGGCUGUCGUCGCCGCCGCCGCCGCCGCAGCCUCCAUGGACAAAAGGGCACUGCUAGCCAGCCCCGGCUUCGCCGCCGCCGCCGCCCCGGGCACGUACAUCCAGAUCCUCACUACGAACCCUUCCACCACGUCCUGUGCCACCUCCCUCCAAAGCGGCACCCUGGCCGCCGGCCCCCUCCUCCCCGGUGUCCCCGGCACGGAGCCGGCCACCGGCAGUCUUCUCUACACCACGCCACAAGGACCCUCGAGCCGAGCCGGGCUGCUGCAACAGCCACCAACACCAGGACGCGGCGGCGGCGGCGGCCCACCGGCAAAGCGAAGGCUGGAGCUGGGCGAGAGUGGCCAUCAGUACCUCUCAGAUGGUCUAAAGACCCCCAAGGGCAAAGGAAGAGCUGCACUACGGAGUCCUGAUAGUCCAAAAACUCCAAAAUCUCCCUCAGAAAAAACGCGGUAUGAUACGUCACUGGGUCUGCUGACCAAGAAGUUCAUUCAGCUCCUGAGCCAGUCACCUGAUGGGGUCCUGGACCUGAACAAGGCCGCCGAGGUCCUCAAGGUGCAGAAGAGGAGGAUCUACGACAUCACCAACGUGCUGGAAGGCAUCCACCUCAUCAAGAAGAAGUCAAAGAACAACGUCCAGUGGAUGGGCUGCAGUCUGUCUGAGGAUGGGGGCAUGCUGGCCCAGUGUCAAGGCCUGUCCAAAGAAGUGACCGAGCUCAGUCAGGAAGAGAAGAAAUUAGAUGAGCUGAUCCAAAGCUGCACCCUGGACCUCAAACUGUUAACCGAGGAUUCAGAGAAUCAAAGGUUAGCUUAUGUUACAUAUCAAGAUAUUCGAAAAAUUAGUGGCCUUAAAGACCAAACUGUUAUAGUUGUGAAAGCCCCUCCAGAAACAAGACUUGAAGUGCCUGAUUCAAUAGAGAGCCUGCAAAUACAUUUGGCAAGUACCCAAGGGCCCAUUGAGGUUUACUUGUGUCCAGAAGAGACGGAAACACACAGACCCAUGAAAACAAAUAACCAAGACCACAAUGGGAAUAUCCCUAAGCCCACUUCCAAAGACUUGGCCUCUAACCACUCAGGACAUAGCGACUGCUCGGUUUCUACAGCAAACCUCUCUCCUCUGGCUUCCCCAGCCAACCUUUUACAGCAGACUGAGGACCAAAUUCCUUCCAGCCUCGAAGGACCUUUUGUGAACUUACUGCCUCCCCUGCUCCAGGAGGACUAUCUGCUGAGCCUGGGGGAGGAGGAGGGUGUCAGCGAUCUCUUCGAUGCGUAUGAUUUGGAAAAGCUGCCGCUCGUGGAGGACUUCAUGUGUAGUUGAUCGGGCUUUGUAGAAACUCUCCUUAUAAACCAAUAUUUUUUUAUCACGGAAUCAGAACGUGUAUCGCAGUGUUGUCCCUUCCUACCUUCUUCCUCCAAGUAUCAUGAAGUAAACUUCAGAACAAAGCUGACAUUUUGAUGAAUUAUUAUUAAUUUUUUUUCCCCUAAACGCACAGUUGCAGGCUCCCUUGGGAAAGCCCUGCCUGGUCCCAGGCACCAAAAUCUUCCUGAUGAGUCAGCAAGUGAGAAGAUGUGCAAUCAGGUGUCUCUCGCCUGUCCUUUUCUCUCCUCCUUCCUCCCCUUUCCUUGCGGACUGGCUUGCUGUGCCUGAUGGACGGGCUGUUGAGUGGGUCUGGCCACCUGGCCCACUGGAAAACAGCGCUCUCCUUUAACAGCAUUUCAAGCCGUGCCUUCUCUGCAGAAUGCAUGUCUUUGUGAGUCUGCUAACCUGGAAUGGAAUUCUGCCACAAAUGCAAGCUUGAAGUCAUGCAAAGGAAUGACACGGAUUUCUUCAGCUCUUAGGAAUAUUUAAAUUACUCUCAUAAUUCAGUGUAAGCUAUGGGCCGUGUGUCCCACUCGGAGGCUGCAAGAGCCUCCACAGCCUUUUGGAAGAAGAACUUGUUUGUGAGUACUCGUUGCAGAUACAGAGACUAGUAGAGUUCUGCUGCUCAAAGCUGUUGUGGAUUUCCCAGUCUCCGUACCCCACUUCCACUUCCCCCAUCCUGCAUAUUUGUGAGUUUCCGGUUGAUUACUUGCGACUUAGGAGUUCCUUGUGGGUUGUUUUAGAGUUUUUAUUUUUCUAGCUGCCAUUGAAGCAUUCCUGUGGCACCCACCCAUCACCAUUUCAAUUGAAUUGUUUACCUUAAAAGCAAUUCUUGCAAAGUCCUAUUCCUUUAGCAGAGGGAGAGAACCUCUACUGAUCAAAGUAUCUAAACCUGUGUGACCUAAGGUCCACCAGCCUCUGCAAAGAAGCAUCCUCUGUCUUGCUUCCUUUCCCAGGAGGGGAGCUUGGAGCGAGAUCAGCUCUGGAGCUCUCUGACUCAGAGUGCCCCACAGUGCAGAUCUCGGGCUAGAUGAUACAGCUGUCCCAUGGAGCAGCAGGCAUGGAUCCCUCCAUCCUUGGGCUUCCCGGGCCCCUGCGACCGGGGAAAGGGCUCUAAUGCCAUACUCAGGGAGACCACUUCUCAGGAUGCGGUCAGGUGGAGAGGCCCUAGGGAAAAAGACAUCCCAUUGUGUGUGAGUGGCAUUCUAUCCGGGACACUUCCUUAAGUUGGACCGAGGAGCUCCCACUCUGUCGGGAGUGGGGU
Messenger RNA from Acomys russatus (golden spiny mouse), 2828 nucleotides. It is a transcript of the gene E2f3, whose product is annotated as E2F transcription factor 3. Gene Ontology annotation, molecular function: protein dimerization activity; RNA polymerase II cis-regulatory region sequence-specific DNA binding; DNA-binding transcription factor activity, RNA polymerase II-specific. The record is from RefSeq and is a predicted model, not a curated record. Gene Ontology annotation, biological process: regulation of transcription by RNA polymerase II. The transcript has 7 exons. NCBI's taxonomy places the organism in Eukaryota, Metazoa, Chordata, Mammalia, Rodentia, Muridae. Gene Ontology annotation, cellular component: RNA polymerase II transcription regulator complex. The coding region runs from base 143 to 1522 and encodes 459 amino acids.